AAUCCGAUCCUGUGUGGCCUCCUCUAUUCUCAAGUCUCCAAAGUUUGCUCCGAAGGCAGACAUAACAAAACAAAAGCGAAAAACUCUCUGGUUCCUAUCGCCUGCCGUCGGACCGGUCUGUAGUUUUCUUAUCUUAUGGCGAUGUGUGUCGAAGACAGGAUCAGUAGUUUUCCGGAUCCUAUUCUUUGUCAUAUUUUGUCAUUCCUUCCCAUUAAAGAAGCAGUUCGAACCUCUAUUAUUUCAACCAAGUGGAGAUACCUCUUUGCUUCAAUGUCUACCAUUGAAUUUGAUGCUUGUUCAAUGAGUGGUUUGACUGACAGAAAUAUUGACAGCUUCAAGAACUUUGUUGAUAGGUUAUUGAAAUCCCCCGAUCAGGUAAGAUUAGAUUGCUUUAGGCUAAGUCAUAUGAUUUGUUCAUGGAAUGAUUGGAAUGAUGGAGAUCAUGAUUUUGAUAUCUCUGGUUGGAUAUGUGCUGCAUUGUGCCGUGGUGUUAAGGAAAUUGAUUUGCAGUUAAGUUAUCGUGAGGAUAUUUUACCAGCUGUUUUAUUCACUUGCGGCUCACUGGUGACACUGAAAUUGGAUGCAGUAGGUCAUAAUUUUAAGUUCCCAUCUGACGUUUGUUUAGGGAAUCUGAAGACUUUGCACUUUAGAGACUCAUUUUUCGGUGAUUCCGUUCUUAGGUUCAUUUCCAAUUGCCAUGUCUUAGAAGAUUUGGCUUUUAUUGAAUGUGAUUUUUAUACAAGUGACAUCAAUAUCCAAACUCCUUCGCUUAAGAGAUUUAUUUUAGAUUUUAAUCUCGGAGAAUUCGCAGAUUUAAAGUAUGUGGUGGUGAUUAAUGCUCCAAAUCUUGUUUAUUUUCAAUAUACUGACGCUGUAGCUCAAGGUUAUACUUUGAGUACCAUGAAGUCUCUAGAAAAAGCUCAUAUUAAAAUCUGCGGGUUUGAUACGAUUGAUUCUCAAGCAAUUGCAGCUCAUCUUAUUCAAGGAAUUUGCAAUGUACGGUCUCUACGUUUAAGCAUUAAUGAAGGGGUUAGUAAACUUUGUAUUCAUGUGUUUUUUUCGUUUUUAACAUUAUAGUAUAAAUCCAAGUUUGUGUGUGCAGAUUUUCCGACCAAGUUCUUGUGUGCAGAUUUUCCGAACAAGUCAACUUCCUAUAUUUCACAACCUUAUUGAAUUCGAAUUUCUUGGUCGUGGUUUUAAUGGGAGAGAAAUUUGGCUUGUAAAGUUUCUACAUCGUAUACCUAAUCUAAAAACACUUACCCUCAAUUUUCCGGUAUGAAAUCUUUGUAUAUGUACAUGUAUUUGUUGCAGUUGAUUGUUUUAGUGUCAAUUACAUCCACAAUUACAUAAACUUACAAGAAAUCAAAAGCAUGUUUGAGAUCACCUAAAUUCAAGGUACAAACCAAAUAACUUCUUUUUCUUUUUGUCAUGAGUUUAGGUUGUUGCGGGAGCUCAAUGGAAGGCUUUAGAAGUUCCUUCUUGUUUGUCAUUUCACCUCAAAGAGAUUAAAAUUUCAUGCUUCAACACACAUAUGAUUGAA
This is a messenger RNA of Gossypium raimondii (Peruvian cotton), 1540 nucleotides long. RefSeq names its product F-box/LRR-repeat protein At4g14103. Gene Ontology annotation, molecular function: protein binding. NCBI's taxonomy places the organism in Eukaryota, Viridiplantae, Streptophyta, Magnoliopsida, Malvales, Malvaceae. The transcript has a single exon. Bases 136 to 1077 code for a protein of 313 amino acids. The record is from RefSeq and is a predicted model, not a curated record.